This is a messenger RNA of Oppiella nova, 1095 nucleotides long. The record is from the annotation of a GenBank genome assembly. NCBI's taxonomy places the organism in Eukaryota, Metazoa, Arthropoda, Arachnida, Sarcoptiformes, Oppiidae.
ACCCAUUGACUGACCGCUAAAUUGGACUUAAAUUGUGAAUGAGUUUUAUGAAUGAAAUCUGCAUUCAGUUUACGUUACGAUAAACACGUGGUGUUUGUGUCCAGCGUUUAGUUGACGUAAACUUUUCACACAUUUAUGACUUGUUUUGGAUUUUUGUUUGUAUUUUGAAUUUCAAAAUUUGAAACUCAAAUAAAAACACAUUUAAAGCCACUGUUUGUCUCCUAAACGUUGGGAUCAAUUGCGGUGAUAAUGUCCGAAGAAGUGAAGUUAUUACAGCCGUUUCAGUACAUCAACCAAUUUCUGAAGAAUAAUAUCCGAAGCGAUGGCCGAAAGUUUGAUGACUUCCGACCCGUUCUUCUCAAUUGUGAUAGCGUGGGAACCGCUGACGGGUCGGCAAUGAUUAGGUUCGGCAACAGCGCCGUCAUCGCCGGUAUAACUGCCGCAGUUAUUGAACCAAAAGUCGAGACACCUGAUGAGGGAUACGUUGAGAUCAGUGUCCGACUGCCGGCCCUCUGUUCCGCCAAAUACUGUAUGACUGACUCGACUAAUGAUGCGCUGGUUUUGACGCAAACCCUAAAAGAUGUCUUAAAACAGAGUAAACUCAUUGAUGUCAAGAAGUUAUGCAUUUUAGAGGCUAAGUUUGCCUGGAGUUUGAACAUUGAGUUGAUUUGUCUGAAUAACGCCGGAAACCUCGUAGACCUCUGUGUGUCAGCCAUUGUGGCGGCCCUUCAGUCAUGUACACUCAAGAAAGUGACGGUCAGUGAAGACAAUAAGGCGAUAUCAUACGAUAAACAUAAGGAACCGCUGGAAGUGAUCUCAUAUCCCAUUUCAACCACUUUUGCUGUCAUUAAUGGUAUUUUAUUAUCUGAUCCCACGAUAGAUGAGGAGAGUUUAGCCGAUUCUGUGGUGAAUAUAGUGGUGAACGCCGACACCGAUGUCAUCCAUCGCAUCCAUACGACCGGUUCGGCCAAACUUGACAUCAAUGCGUUCGAGAAGUGCUUCAAAAUCGCUAAAAAUCGGUCCAAAAUCAUGAAGAAAUUAAUUCUAGAGAUUUGUCACUCAAACAAAUAAAACAAUAAAUAAUUUCAUAAUUUC